ACUCAGCAAAAUCUCAUAAAAACACGAGAUUUUUCAUUCAAGAGGUUUUCUUGGUAAUUUAACCGAUAUUUGUGCUUUACUUUGCUAAAAAAUGUCAAUAUUUACCCCUACAAAUCAAGUUAAGCUAACAAACGUGGCCGUAGUUCGGCUGAAGAAGUGUGGCAAGCGUUUUGAGAUCGCUUGCUACAAGAACAAGGUCAUGUCUUGGAGAAAUAAAGUAGAAAAAGAUAUUGAUGAAGUUUUACAGACACACACCGUUUUUACUAAUGUUUCAAAGGGUCAAGUUGCAAAGAAAGAAGAUCUUGUUAAGGCUUUUGGGACAGAAGACCAAACAGAAAUAUGCACAAAGAUUUUGGCCAAAGGAGAGUUGCAAGUUUCUGAGAAGGAAAGAAGUCAACAGCUAGAGUCAGCGUUCAGAGAUAUUGCAACAAUAGUCGCUGAUAAGUGUGUUAACCCUGAAUCCAAAAGGCCUUAUCCAGUUGGUGUAAUAGAACGUGCAAUGAAAGAUAUCCAUUAUUCUGUCAUCCCAACACGCAGCACAAAACAACAGGCCCUGGAAGUGAUACGACAGCUCAAAGAAACCAUGCAAAUAGAAAGAGCUCAAAUGAGAUUAAGACUUGUUCUACCCGCAAAAGAUGCCAAAAAGGUCCAAGAAAAACUGAAAUCAUUGUUGAGUUCCAUCGAGUCAGAGGAAUGGGAUACUGAUUUGGAGAUGGUUUGUCUCGUGGACCCCGGGUGUUACCGUGAAAUUGACGAGAUUCUCCGAGUAGAAACAAGGGGACGAGGUGCUGUAGAAAUGUUGAGUUUAAAAGAUGUUGAAGCAGAGGAUAAACAAAUCGAAUAAAUUUGCAUUUGAAACAUG
Messenger RNA from Actinia tenebrosa (Australian red waratah sea anemone), 862 nucleotides. Its product is annotated as ribosome maturation protein SBDS. Lineage: Eukaryota; Metazoa; Cnidaria; Anthozoa; Actiniaria; Actiniidae. Gene Ontology annotation, biological process: cytosolic ribosome assembly; ribosome biogenesis. The record is from RefSeq and is a predicted model, not a curated record.